Messenger RNA from Betta splendens (Siamese fighting fish), 2602 nucleotides. It is a transcript of the gene malt3, whose product is annotated as MALT paracaspase 3. Gene Ontology annotation, biological process: proteolysis. The transcript has 15 exons. Gene Ontology annotation, molecular function: cysteine-type endopeptidase activity. Lineage: Eukaryota; Metazoa; Chordata; Actinopteri; Anabantiformes; Osphronemidae. The record is from RefSeq and is a predicted model, not a curated record. Bases 326 to 2266 code for a protein of 646 amino acids.
GUCUGUCAGUGUAAUUAACGACAUCUUCUGAUUCUGAAAUAACAACAAACAUCAGUGAGUUUUAUGUAUGCCAUGGCUGGGAAAGUCAAUAUACUCUAGUAGCCUCUCAUACUACAGUCUUUACGGUAAUGCGUGUGUACGCUGUGUCGUUCCGGGAAAGGGGAAGAGUUUACUCAAGACAAAUUCAGUUAUGAGGAUAGAAAGAAGGAAAAUAGACUCUGUCUGAGGUCCGACGGCUGCUCAGGUGUUACGGGGCCGGCAGUGUGGUAGACUAAGAAGAGGAAAAUGCACUGAUGACUGUAUUCCGCACAGAAGCAGUUCCAAAAUGAUCAGAGACAUUGUCAUAGUGAGGCAUCCUGUCUCGGUGUGUGUGCCAGUGAACCACCUGGUGACUCUCAGUGUCUGCGCUGAGGGCACAGGUGUCCUCCAGUACCAGUGGUUCACUGACCAAGAAAACGAGGUGACACAGGUGCUGGAUGGGACUGAAGCAAACCUGACCUUCAAAGCAGAAAAAACGAAGCUCUAUGUGUGUCGUGUGAACGAUCUCUUUUGUAACUCCGUUUCCAGUGAAUGGGUCAAAGUGAAGGUGCUGGACAUUGAUAAACCAGGCUUGCCGGUACACUGGCAGGGUGAGCCACACAUCGCUGUCAACCCUAAACCCCAGACAGCCCGACAUGGUACAAAAGUCACCCUCCAGUGCAUCGCCUUCGGCAUCCCCACUCCUCACUAUCAGUGGUACAGAAACGGACGGCCCCUAGCGAAAAAGACGAGCGAUACGCUGCAGAUUGACUGUGCAACAGCUGAACACAAGGGAUCAUACCUAUGCUCAGUUUCUAAUGUGCUAGAAGAGAGCUGGACAGAACCUGUUGACGUUGACAUUGUGAAAACUGAUCAACUACCUCCGGCAGCACUUACAGCCACUGAUAAAGUUGCCCUGCUGAUUGGCAACCUGAAUUAUUCCAACCACAUGGGCUUGAUGGCUCCCAUUAUGGAUGUACACGAGCUGGCCAACCUCCUACAGCAGCUUGGCUUCAGGGUGGUUUCGCUGCUGGAUCUCACCAGAGAGGAGAUGAUGGCUGCUAUUGAUAAGUUCAUUCAGCUUCUUGACAGAGGAGUUUAUGGCCUUUUCUACUAUGCGGGUCAUGGGUAUGAGCGUGCUGGGAGGAAUUACCUGGUAGCUGUUGACGCUCCACAGCCAUACCAGCCUGAAAACUGUGUCUGCGUGCAGAGGGUCAUGCAGAGCAUGCAGCAAAGACGGACUGCAUUGAGUGUGAUCCUACUGGACACCUGUAGAAAAUGGUACAACCAGGAUUGCAUACCCUCAAUCAUCAUGCCACUGAAACCCAGUGGAAAUACUGUUUAUGGUUAUGGCACAUGUGAAGAUGCCGAGGCUUAUGAGGUCCAGGAUGGAGGGAAAAGUACUGGAAUCUUCACUAAGUACUUGAACAAGCACAUUUUACAAGCCAAGAAGGUCACACACGUUCUGGAAAAGGUGUCUGAGGAUCUCGGUAAAGACCCUUUAGUCACAGGCAAGCAGGCAGUGGAGAUCAAACACACCCUGAAAGAACCUCGAUCCCUUGUCGAUCCAAUUCGGACCACAGGCCACACAAGGGAACUACAUAUACGAGACGCCUGCUGGAGACAAGCAAAUGAGGUACCGGAAAAGAUGGGGCUUUUGUUUCUGUGUGGAGUAGACGUGCAAGUCAGCUUCUCGGCUUUGUUCUCUAACAUCUUGGUGGCUUUUGCCACCAUAAAGAAUACAGGACCCCGAACCGAAGACUGCACCGUCACGCUGAGCAGCGUACCUCCUAUGGAAGAUAUUUUUUCCGGCCCUGGCAGGUCAGAGGAGAUGGAGAGCCUACUAUUUAAAACAUCCGAUAACCCAGAUUGUACUCUAAGACUUUGUGCUCUUCAGAAGCUGAAGGAAUCACUAGUCAUCAAGGUGGAUCUACACUAUACUCACACAGACAGCAAGCUGCGCCACACAGAAAGUCAACUACUGGACAUAGGGAAACCUCUGGUGGCAUCGUGUAAACUGCACAGAAUGAGGAGUCAGGCAGCGACAGACAAAAAAUGCGAAGGUGCUUCCGCUCAAACUAUGGGGAACCUCUCAAGAAGCAGACCCGUCCUGCAUCAGACUCUGGCCGGCCCAUGUCGCCCCUUCACCAGGAAGGCGGAGUGUGCCACUAAAGUGGCAGUUUCCAGGUGCAACGAACCGGAAGAGAACGAUGAAAACGAACUGCAUGACUUCAGCCGUCAUUGUUAGUCCCACCUGCUCCUACUCUGUACUUUUUACUAGUGUGAUCUGGAAAUCCUCAGCUGAUGAGCAUGCGUUUUGACUGGCAGUGGUUGAUGAUACUGAAUGAGUGAAUGAUUGGAAUUUGUGUUUAGUUUGUCUUAGCCUUAAAUUCUUAGGUUAACACUGAAUAAAUAUGAACACUUUUGCUAAGCACUGAUUACACCAUAAUCUGUUGAUAAUAUAUAAUAUAUUACUUAUGUGUGACACUUUUUACUGUAUCAGUGACAAGCUGGCUAGCCUAAUUUAUCAAUAAAAACUGUUAAUAUAAAUAAUUUAUCGAAUAAAGUCUGAUAGGUGAAUUAC